UGAGCGUCUCCGUGGGUGCACCAGCUUAACUCUCUCUCUGCUGCUGGUGCUGUUUCUGUGUUUGUACUCCGGUGUACUCUGGUCCAGCGACAGACACGCCAUAUAUGUUCAACAAUUUGUGGGAUCAAGACCGUGACGUACCUCACCACCACCACAAUAAAAUCUACGUUCACCGGAGUCUUAAGCCAACAUUGAGCGCUCAUUUACAAAAAGUGCGCGAACCUUGUCGCACGUACAAGCUUUCGUUUGUUUAUUUGUUUGUUUAGUUGUACCAAUUAGUUCUAGUUGCCAGUUUUGAUAAUAUUAAUAAUUAUUUUUAUUUAUUCACCUAAACAAAUAGUGCUUUUUUUUUGUUACAAUGACGGUUAACAAGGCGAAUUCGAAUUCGAAAACGAAAAAAAAGUCAUCGUCAACCACGGAAACGAAACAGUCUGCGUCAGCUUCGACAUCGUCCUCUAGCGCAACCAAAACAACCAAGAAGGUCGUCAGCAGUACUUCGCAUGCGAAAGAAACAAGAAAUAUAUCAAAAUCGACCAGCGUUUCGAGAUCUUCGUCAUCUUCCAGUUUACAAAUAGCAGAUGUUUCCCAUUUGCCGGUAAACGCUUCCAAUGUUACUUACACAGUCACCGAAAAUUUGCCGACUGGCAGCGGCGAAAAAAUUACAACGUACGCAGAUUCCGGUGCCACUAAAACAGAGUAUCGUCACUUUAUUGCCCAAGAAGCCGCAUCAACUCAAGCUUCCAACAUCGUGCAACUUAGUUCGACGCUGAACAGGUCUACCACCAAUUUAUCAUGCGUUUCCGAUGAUUCAAAUGCAACCUAUAUCGUAUCCGAACCGAAAGAGGAAUUACGUUUAACUUAUAACGUAAAUGACUCCGCUUGGAAUGGAAAAUUCAUACCGGAACAAUCGACACAAGGGAAAUUGUCAACUCACGAAGAAAAAUCUUUCUCAUCUUCUUCUCAGAAGAAAACUUCUUCAUCAAAACAGACAUCUUCUAGUGGUUACACUAUUGAAAUCGUUGAUGGAAAAGAACGAAUAAUCGACAAAAAACAGCAUCAGACUGGGAGUUCCGAGUCGUCUUCUUUCGAAGAUAAACAACAUGCCAGAAGCGGUACCGAUAUUCCUUCCGAAUACCACCAUCUUCAUAAAGAAGCAAGCAGGAGCUCUAAAUUCGAUACAGACACCCCAAAACUGCAAAAGCCCCAAGUUAAAACUUCUGAAAGCACAAAAGAAUAUCACCAAGUCGGGGGCCAAUCGAUGGCAAAUUCCAAAUACGUAACGGCUGUAAAUUCGGAAGGUACAUCAAAGUCUGUUUCAAAAGACUUAAAGAUAGACGACAGUAAGACUGCGAAGAAAAAACAAAUACAAAUAGACGAUGCAACAAUCGCCAAAGAUAUAAAGGCAUAUACUGACUCGAAAAACUACCAUGACAUUGCUUCAGACACUCUCACCACAACUACCACGACUACAUUUUAUGAUUCCUCCGGCAAUGUUGUUAAAGUAUUAACAGACAUUGAUAGCAAAAACGUUCCCGGCAAUAUUAAAUCAAAACCCAGUGAUCAAAAUGUCAAAUUAACUGCCACGAUUGAUUCCAGAGACAGUAGGAUCCAGAAAGGGGAACAACAGAGAAAAACCGAAAGUCAAAUAAAGCAAGACGACAGUGCAACAAGCUCUACUGUCUAUUAUGUCGACGAAGAUUAUGUUGACACCAAAAAAAUUCGUACGGCCCAAACGUCGACAGAUUCGCGUGACUUCUAUGGACAUUCAACAGACUCCAAGGAUACGUUGGUGAAGAAUGUCUACGACACCAAAGCGACUCAAAACACAAUUGGAACAUCAGGAAGGGUGGUCCAACAUAGUACGACCGACUCGAUCGACACGAUAUAUUCGAACGAACGAAACUAUGGAAAAACUGGCUGGAAUGGUAAGUUUGUAUGGGAAACGCCUCCACAAACGAGUAAGAAAGACAGGGAUUCUUCUCCCAGAAAAGGUCCAGAAAGGAGUCCAUCUCCUAGCAAGCCGUCAAAAACUUCUGCAAGGAGCAAAUCACCAUCAAAAGGUACUAAACCAGACACUCCAAGAAAAGAACAACCGGAAAUGAGGAAACCAUCAAGAGGGGAUGUUACAGAAAUCACAAUAUCACUUAUCGAUACUCCAAAGAAAGAACAGCCAGGAAUGAGGAAACCAUCGAGAGGCGAUGUUAAAGAAAUCACAACGUCGCUUAUCGAAUCAGAAAAAGUUGAUGACAUUAAUAAACUCGAUAAGACUUUCGUUGUAGACUCUCGGACUUCCGAUACCUGUGAUAAAGUCAACAAAACUUUCGAAACCGUUUCAACCCAACGAACGGCGGAUAUCGACGUAAAAAAUAUAAGUAAUAUUGAUAAAAGUACUUCUUCAAGCGAAGUCGUGAUAAAAAGUUUUGCGACAACGGAAGAAAAAAUUCAGUCCCAAAACGCCCAAAUAACUGAUCAUUUUAUUAAGGGUGAAGCAACAACCGAAAGAACGGUUGUGUUGCCAGUAAAACCAUCAGGACCUACCACCACAUAUCCAGUUGAUAGUACCAUUAAUAAAUUUGAUGCUAAAACGCAACAAACAUUCAGUGACGAAAAAUUCGAAACGUCGACUAUUGUAGACCAAUCGUCUUUCUUGGAUAAAAAGAUUACAAUAGAUGAUCGGCGCGAUGUAAAGCUAAUCGAUUCAAAGCAUGUCGUUCAAACUGAUAAAGAUUUGGUUGAUAAAAAAUAUGUUUCAAAAACAGAUAUUAAGGACACCACCGAUACAACCUUCGUCACAAAAACUGACAAGAAAAAUAUUGUUGAUUCGAAGCUUAUUACAGAGUACGAUGUAAAGAAUGUUGUUGACACCAACGUCAGUAACACUUUCAUCAAGGAAAACAUUAUCGACAUUAAAGACAUCAAUGAAGUAGAAAAUAUAACCAACAUAAAGAAACACGUCGACAACAAAAUAAUAGUAAAUGAGAUCGUGAGAAAAAUUCCUGCAACUCCCGAGACCAUUAAGAUCCCGCUGAAGGAACAGUGUAUUUGUGAAUUGUGUACUUGCGGACGUCAUUACUGUCCUCACAAUCCCGAAGAGUAUAACGAUCACUUGCAUCCUGACGGACCUUUCUACGGAAAACCGAAAGAUGAAUACAAUGCAACUAAGGGAGAAAGAGCUCCUGUAAUAAUCCCUCAAGAUCAUCUAAAACCAGAAGGCGAAUUCGUUAAAAGACAACCGGAAGAAUGGAGGCCUGGUGAAAGAGCUCCUGUAAGAAUACCUAAAGACAAUCUAAGACCAGAAGGAGAGUUUGAGAAACGACAGCCGCAUGAGUGGAAGCCCGGUGACAGAGCAGCUGUUAAACGCCCCCAAGACCAUUUGAAACCUGAAGGAGAGUUUGAAAGACCCCAUCCAGAAGAAUGGAGACCUGGCGACAGGGUUCCAAUUAAAAAACCUCAGGAUAAUCUAAGACCUGAAGGUGAUUUUGAAAAGCGCCAUCCGGAUGAAUGGAAACCAGGUGAUAGAGCUCCAAUUAGAAAACCCCAAGAUAAUCUAAGACCUGAAGGUGAUUUUGAGAAACGCCAUCCAGAGCAAUGGAGACCCGGUGAUAGAGCACCAGUCAAAAAACCUCAGGAUAAUCUUAAACCUGAAGGUGAUUUUGAAAAGCGCUCACCAGAACAAUGGAAACCUGGUGAAAGAGCUCCAAUUAGAAAACCUCAAGACAACCUGAAACCCGAAGGUGAAUUCGAGAAGAGGAAACCAGAAGAAUGGCGUCCAGGUGACAGAUCUCCUGUUAAGAAACCUCAAGAUAAUCUUAAACCAGAAGGCGAUUUUGAAAAGCGUCAACCAGAAGAGUGGAAACCUGGUGAUAGAGCUCCUGUUAAGAAACCACAAGACAAUUUAAAACCAGAAGGAGAAUUUGAAAAACGUCAACCUCAUGAAUGGAAACCUGGCGAUAGAGCACCAGUUAAACGGCCCCAGGAUAACUUAAAACCCGAAGGAGGUUUCGAGAAACGUCAACCAGAACAAUGGAAACCGGGUGAUCGAGCUCCCGUUGUAAAGCCUCAAGAUAAUUUGCGACCAGAAGGAGACUUUACGUCAACUACAACACUAACAGAAGAUUAUAGGAUCGUAAAAGGCGAACGGGCAGAUGUUGUUCGUCGUGUGGAUAACAUCACUAUUGGUGGAGAAUUUAUUGGCGAAACAACCACUCAAACUUCUUACUUAGGCGAACAAGUUGAUAGGACAAGUCCCAUAAGACGCAACACAUGGACUAAAGUUGAAGGUGAUUUUACGUCUGAAACAACAAACAGAUCCGAUUUCGUGGAAUUUACAUCCAAAGAAAGAGUUCAAAUGAUAAACAAACGUGAAGAUAAUUUGACUUUAGAAGGAAGCAUGACUUUUGACACAUCGUCACAUAUUGACUAUACUGAAAAGGAAACAGAAAUACCAUUACGCCGUCGUCGAACGUGGACAAAAGAAGACGUUGAAAAAUUCUACCUUAAACAAGAUACGGAAAACGUAACCACAACGCAGAACGUAUACAGGAGCUUUACUGAUAAAGAUAUUCAUCGUCAAACAGCUAUUAUCCAUCAAGACAAUCUAAAACCCGAAGGCACAAUACAGUUGACUCCAAAAUCUAAAGAAGAUUUUACUCCUAAAUCUGUAGAACGAGUUAAACAGAAAAGGCCCAUUGACAACUUACGUCCUGAAGGAGAAUUUGAGAAACAAAUUAAACCGCAAUUUAAGCCAGCUGAACGUCCAAAACAGAUAAAGCCAAUUGAUAAUUUACAUACCGAAGGGGAAAUUGAAAUACCUCAAAAACCUAAAUUUGUACCUGCUGAAAAACCCAAACAAAGGAAACCGGAGGACAAUUUACGACCAGAAGGUGAUUUCGAAAUACCCGAAAAGCCUCAAUUUAAGCCAGCAGAACGACCAACAAUCAAAAAACCAACAGAUAACCUACAUCCAGAAGGUGAUUUUGAACGUCCUGAAAAGCCGCAAUUCGUCCCAGCGGAAAGACCUAAACAAAAACGCCCCGAAGAUAAUUUACGGCCUGAAGGUGAAUUUGAAAGACCAACGCCUACAAAAAUUAGACCUGCUGAACGAAGAACGCCAAUUAAACACGAAGACAAUCUCAGACCUGAAGGGGACUUUGAAGUUCCAGAAAAACCAACGUUCAAGCCAGCAGAACGACCAACCCCAAAGAAGCCAACAGAUAAUUUAUAUCCUGAAGGUGAAUUUGAACGUCCGGAAAAACCGGGAUAUAUACCUGCUGAAAGGCCCAGGCAGAUGCGCCCGGAAGAUAAUCUUCGCCCAGAAGGGGACUUCGAAAGACCAACUCCAUCAAAAGUUCGACCAGCUGAACGAAGAACUCCGAUUAAACAUGAAGAUAACCUAAGACCUGAAGGAGAGUUCGAAGUUCCACAAAAACCCAAAUUCAGUCCGGCAGAACGACCAACCCCAAAGAAACCAACAGAUAAUUUGUAUCCUGAAGGUGAAUUUGAACGUCCGGAAAAACCAGGAUAUAUUCCUGCCGAAAGGCCCAAACAGAAACGUCCUGAAGAUAAUCUGCGACCAGAAGGAGAAUUUGAACGACCAACUCCUACAAAAGUACGACCUGGUGAACGUAGAACUCCGAUUAAACAUGAAGAUAACCUUCGACCAGAAGGUGAAUUCGAAAUACCGGAGAAACCUCAAUAUAGACCAACAGAACGGCCAAUGCCCACAAAACCUACUGAUAAUCUUCAUCCUGAGGGUGAAUUUGAACGUCCGGAAAAACCGAGAUAUGUUACAACUGAAAGACCUAAACAAAAACGUCCCGAAGAUAAUUUAAAGCCCGAAGGAGAAUUUGAGAGACCAACGCCAACUAAAAUUGGACCUGCUGAACGUAGAACACCGAUAAAGCACCAUGACAAUCUUCGUCCAGAAGGUGAAAUAGAUAUUCCAGAAAAACCGAAAUAUAGAUCAGCUGAACGACCUACCCCUAAAAAGCCAACUGAUAAUCUGUACCCUGAGGGUGAAUUCGAACGUCCUGAAAAACCAGGUUACUUACCCGCUGAAAGACCCAAACAAAAACGCCCCGAAGAUAAUUUACGGCCUGAAGGAGAGUUUGAAAGACCUACUUCUACUAUAGUUCAACCAGCAGAACGUAGAACACCAAUAAAACACCACGACAAUCUUCGUCCAGAAGGUGAAAUAGAUAUUCCUGAAAAACCAAAGUAUAGACCAGCUGAACGACCUACCCCGACAAAACCAACAGAUAACCUAUAUCCUGAGGGUGAAUUUGAACGUCCGGAAAAACCAGAAUUUACUCCAGCUGAAAGACCCAAACAAAAACGGCCAGAAGACAAUCUUCGUCCUGAAGGAGAGUUUGAAAGACCUACACCUACAAAAGUUGGACCUGCUGAACGUAGAACACCAAUUAAACACAAAGAUAAUCUUAGACCUGAAGGAGAAUUGGAAGUUCCAGAAAAACCUAAAUUCAGACCAGCAGAACGACCAAUCGCAAAAAAACCAACAGACAAUUUGUAUCCUGAAGGUGAAUUUGAACGUCCAGAAAAAUCAGGAUAUGUUCCUGCCGAAAGACCUAAGCAAAAACGCCCUGAAGACAAUCUACGACCAGAAGGUGAAUUUGAGAGGCCUUCUCCUACAAAAGUUGGCCCUGCUGAACGACGAACACCGAUUAAACAUGAAGAUAACCUUCACCCAGAAGGAGAUUUUGAAGUUCCAGAAAAGCCUCAAUACACACCAGCCGAAAGACCUAAACCCAAGAGACCAACUGAUAAUUUACAACCUGAAGGGGAAUUUGUACGUCCAGAGAAACCUGGAUACAUACCCGCAGAGAGGCCUAAACAGAGACGACCAGAAGAUAAUCUGCGUCCCGAGGGCGAUUUUGAAAGACCUUCUCCUACUAAAGUUGUCUCUGCUGAACGAAGAAAGCCAAUAAAACAUGAAGAUAAUCUACGUCCUGAAGGAGACAUUGAGGUGCCGGAGAAACCACAAUUUAGACCAGCUGAACGACCCACGCCUAAAAAGCCAACUGAUAAUCUUCAUCCUGAAGGGAAAUUUGAACGACCUGAAAAACCUGAAUAUAUUCCAGCGGAAAGACCUAAACAAAAGCGUCCAGAAGAUAAUCUCCGUCCAGAAGGUGAAUUCGAACGUCCAUCGCCAACAUUCGUAGGCCCUGCUCAACGUAGGACACCAAUUAAGCAUAAAGACAAUUUACGUCCUGAAGGGGAAUUUGAAGUGCCUGAAAAACCUCAAUACAUACCAGCUGAAAGGCCAACACCCACAAAACCUUCCGAUAAUCUACAUCCCGAAGGAGAAUUUGAACGACCUGAAAAACAGGGAUACAUUCCUGCAGAAAGACCUAAACAAAAACGUCCAGAAGAUAAUCUUCGACCUGAGGGUGAAUUUGAACGCCCAUCACCAACUGUAGUAGGUCCUGCUGAACGCAGGAUACCGAUUAAGCAUGUGGAUAAUUUACGUCCUGAAGGAGAAUUUGAAGUGCCUGAAAAACCUCAGUACACACCGGCUGAAAGACCAGCACCUAAAAAGCCAACUGAUAACCUACAUCCGGAAGGUGAAUUUGAACGACCUGAAAAGCCAGGAUACAUUCCUGCAGAAAGACCUAAACAAAAACGUCCGGAAGAUAAUCUUCGACCUGAGGGUGAGUUUGAAAGACCUACACCUACAAAAGUUGGACCUGCUGAACGAAGAACACCAAUUAAACAUCAGGACAAUUUGUACCCUGAAGGAGAAUUUCAGGUUCCCGAGAAACCUAGAUUUAUACCGACUGAAAGACCAACUCCUACAAAACCACUAGAUAAUCUGUAUCCUGAAGGAGAAUUUGAGCGUCCAGAGAAACCAGGAUUUAUUCCAGCUGAAAGACCAAAACAAAAACGUCCAGAAGACAAUCUUCGUCCCGAAGGAGAAUUCGAGAGGCCAACGCCAACUAAAGUUGGACCUGCCGAGCGUAGAACACCAAUUAAACAUGAAGACAAUCUUCAUCCCGAAGGUGAUAUUCAAAUUCCUGACAAACCGCAGUUUGUACCAGUUGAGAGACCGACGCCCAAAAAACCAAUCGAUAAUCUAUAUCCUGAAGGCGAGUUCGAACGACCGGAAAAGCCUGGCUAUUUUCCAACAGAAAGACCUACACAAAAGCGCCCUGAAGAUAAUCUUAAACCUGAAGGGGAAUUUGAAAGACCAACACCUACCAAAGUCGGCCCUGCCGAACGUAGAACACCUAUCAAACAUGAAGACAAUCUUCAUCCUGAAGGUGAAUUUGAACGCCCGGAAAAACCAGGGUUUAUUCCAGCUGAAAGACCCAGACAAAAACGUCCAGAAGACAAUCUUCGUCCCGAAGGAGAAUUUGAGAGACCAACGCCAACUAAAAUUGGACCUGCUGAACGUAGAACACCAAUUAAACACGAAGACAAUCUUCAUCCAGAAGGUGAGUUUCAAAUUCCUGACAAACCACAGUUUGUACCUGUUGAGAGACCGACACCCAAAAAACCAAUCGAUAAUCUAUAUCCUGAAGGCGAGUUCGAACGACCGGAAAAGCCUGGCUAUUUUCCAACAGAAAGACCUACACAAAAGCGCCCUGAAGAUAAUCUUAAACCUGAAGGGGAAUUUGAAAGACCAACACCUACCAAAGUCGGCCCUGCCGAACGUAGAACACCUAUCAAACAUGAAGACAAUCUUCAUCCUGAAGGUGAAUUUGAACGCCCGGAAAAACCAGGGUUUAUUCCAGCUGAAAGACCCAAACAAAAACGUCCAGAAGAUAAUCUACGUCCCGAAGGAGAAUUUGAAAGACCAACACCUACUAAAUUUGGUCCUGCUGAACGGAGAACACCAAUUAAACAUGAAGAUAAUCUUCAUCCUGAAGGAAAGAUUGAUGUACCUCAAAAACCAGCAUACAUUCCAGCAGAACGACUUCAACAAAAGCGUCCAGAAGAUAAUUUAAAGCCUGAAGGUGAAUUCGAAAGACCUUCUCCGAAAACGGUAACUCCAGCUGAAAAGAGAACUCCUAUUAAGCAUGAAGAUAAUCUGCACCUAGAAGGAACAGUUGAAAUCCGACGUAAAGACGAACUUGCAAGUGUGACUUCUAUUACUGAUAGAGUUCAAAUUACUAAACAUGAAGACAACUUAAAAAUUGAGGGCGAAUUUUCGGAUAUUCGUUCUAGAGAUGAUUACAAGGUUGUGAGAGGCGAAAGAUUUGAUAUAAAAAAACCAGAAGAUAACCUUAAGCCCGAAGGACAGUUUAAUGAUCAAAGAACUAGAGAUGAUUACCACGUUGUUAAAGGUGAUCGAUCAGAAAUCGUAAUUAGAGAAGAUAAUCUUAAAGUGGAAGGCGAAUUUACAGAUAUUCGUUCUCGAGAUGAUUAUAAGAUUGUGAAGGGUGAAAGAUACGAAGUGAGAAAACCAGAAGAUAAUCUUAAACCCGAAGGUGAAUUCAUUGAUCAUAGAACAAGAGACGAUUACCAUGUUGUUAAAGGAGAUAGAUCUAAAAUAGUAAUCAGGGAAGAUAAUCUUAAGGUUGAGGGCGAAUUUACCGAAUACAGAAAGCGCGAUGAAUUUUCGACAACAGUUACAGAACGAACAUCACAAGUUCGACAUGCAGAUAACCUGAAACUUGAAGGAAAAAUAGAAAUACCUAAACCAUCUGAAUUAACUCCUGGUGAACGGUCAAAACCAAUUAAACAUAGCGACAAUUUAAAACCAGAAGGAUCAUUUGAAAGGCCCCAUAAACCACAAUUCACACCAGCCGAAAGGCCAUCACCGGUUAAACCAAAAGAUAACUUAAAACCUGAAGGAGAAUUUGAAAAAUAUGAUUCUCCUAAGUACGUUCCAGGAGAAAGAAGUAUUCCUAUUAAGCAACCUGAUAAUUUACAUCCGGAAGGAGACUUUGUUCGUCCAGAAAAAUCUAAAUUUAGCCCAUCAGAGCGCCGUUCGCCUACAAAACCUAAAGAUAAUUUAAAACCCGAAGGUGGUUUCGAAAGACCAAGCUCAACUAAAUUGGGACCAGGAGAACGAAGAACACCAAUAAGACAUCCUGAUAAUCUAUUUCCUGAAGGUGAAUUUGAUCGUCCCCAUAAGCCUGGCUUCAGUCCGGCAGAGCGACAAAAGCCUAAAAAACCGGUAGAUAAUUUAAAACCAGAAGGCAACUUUGAAAGACCAGCCAAGAGCCCUAUAGGUCCAGGAGAACGUGCACCAGUUGUCCGACACCAAGACAACCUUAAACCAGAAGGAGAAUUUAUGGGUUCGCCCAGAAGCAAAGAUGAUUUUAAACCCGUACAGGCUGAACGAAUGCCAGUGAAAAAGCCACAAGACAACUUAAGAAUCUCCGAUUUCCGCGAUUCUUCGGUUGAAAAAUCUCAAUACACAACAACAAGUAAGAAAGCAUACGAAGCCACUCAGAAAGAAGCUUUGCAAAAUGUACGAGCUCGUCUCUCAUUCGACAGAAAUCGUCACACGGAAUCACACAUUACAUUGGGAGAUGACAAAGCUGUAAUGAAAACCACCAACGAAAUCAAUUACAACACUUACACGAGAAGAUCUGGAACAGACGUUUCCGACUCAAAACAAAGGGCAAUAAAUGAAGUAAACAAAGUGCAAAUGCAACAGGUGAAGAAGGAUACGUCGUCUCAAGAAGUACGAGAAAUUCAAAUGUCGUCCUCACAAACAAACAUAAACCAAGUACAGCAACAACAACAAAAAACAGAACACGCAAAACACGUGGUUAACAAUGUAAUUGAGACAAGAGAUCAACAGGUGUCAGGGCAAGUUGUAAGAUCAUCGAGUGAAAAACGCAUUGUAUCAAAACAAGAAGCUCACGGCAUCAAAACGGAAAGUCAUCAUAGACGAAACGUCUUGCAAACCGAAGCCGAUAUUGGAAAUCAAGUGUUGCACCGCAAGGGCAUUCACUCGUCAACAGAAGCUCUUCAUGUAAGCAGUUCGGCUGCUCUGGCAAUGAGGAAGUCAAUCAACACCCUUAACGAUCAAAGUCAUUAUAUUAAUAACACUCAAACUGACAGGCGCAGUUUGAGUUCAAUUCACAGAUCAAACAUUCAAGAAAGUCAAAAGCACCACUUGCACCAAGAGACCCACAAGUGUAACGUUCACGAUAAGAGGGGGUCGCAAUGGUCAUCUACGCACCACGAACCGUACGAAAGAGCACAGAAGAUAGUGAGAAAGGACAAUUUAUCGAUUGGCGGACAAUUUUAUGGUCAGUCGGAAGCACGAUCAUACGGCAAUUUCACAAAACAGCAAAAUAUUCAAAAAGUAGAAAGAAUCACCCGUAGAUCGAACGUUUCAAAUAUAAAUCUUGGAGAAAGCAAUGUUACAAUUUUAACAUCGUAUAAAAACGAAUAUCAACCGCGUCAAAAGAUUCCAUGUCCUGCAACCUUAAUAGACACCCCCAAGGCUCCCUUUAAACAUACCAGAGACACAAAAUCACAUAAAUAUUACUUACCAGUUAUUACUAAAUAAUAUAAUAAAUUAUCCUUAUUUUUUAAGACUGCAUUUAAAACUACCCCGUAUUUUCCAUGCUUUUCAAUUUAUACGAUAUUUUAUGAGGUAAUGGUUUUGUUUUCAAUUUUUCCACAUUAACAUGGCUUUAAUUUGCUUUUGUAAGUUUGUUAUUCUCAAUAAAGCUAUUGCGCGAUUAUGUUUUA
Agrilus planipennis (emerald ash borer) is the source of this 11673-nucleotide messenger RNA. RefSeq names its product titin (gene Sdb). Gene Ontology annotation, biological process: microtubule anchoring. NCBI's taxonomy places the organism in Eukaryota, Metazoa, Arthropoda, Insecta, Coleoptera, Buprestidae. The coding region runs from base 359 to 11488 and encodes 3709 amino acids. Gene Ontology annotation, cellular component: cytoskeleton; sperm flagellum; axonemal microtubule. Gene Ontology annotation, molecular function: microtubule binding. The transcript is spliced from 4 exons. The record is from RefSeq and is a predicted model, not a curated record.